Bradysia coprophila is the source of this 960-nucleotide messenger RNA. RefSeq lists its product as uncharacterized. NCBI's taxonomy places the organism in Eukaryota, Metazoa, Arthropoda, Insecta, Diptera, Sciaridae. Gene Ontology annotation, molecular function: double-stranded DNA binding. The record is from RefSeq and is a predicted model, not a curated record. Gene Ontology annotation, biological process: regulation of DNA-templated transcription.
AAUAUGUCAAACGAGUAGUCAAUGCUUCGGAAUGCAUUGUUUAUAACCAAAAACCUUUGCAAUAAAGAGUUUCCUAUCGUGGAAAAAUUGAUAAUGAUGCAUCGAAUGCUUCUGAACGCAAUUAAGUUUAACCGGUCAUUCUCGGCAUGUCUAUCUACAACAGUUCCACCGGCGACGGCUACCGCUCGUAAGACAAAUGAAUUUCCAGCGAAACUAAUCGACGAUGCAAUCGAAAAGAGGCCUCAACUCAAAAAUUUCACCCGAAACCAAUGGCAACAAACGUUUGAGACACUCACCGGACAAGGCUUCAACAUAGCCAGUUUCAUGACAAUCGUAGGAAAACGACCGCAACUGCUAAGACGUUCACCGGAAAAACUUGUUCAAAGUAUUGAAUGUCUGCGGUGCACGAAUUUUGAAUCGAAAUUGAUUUUUGAAUUGGUCGAAAAAAAUCCGGAAUAUUUAGAAUUCAACAAUAUCGCUCUGCUGAGGGAAAAGAUGUCAUUUUUGAAAUGGCUCGCAAAGACCGAAAUAAAUAUUUUCCGAAUUCUCUGUGCAUCGCCCAAUGUGUUAGCAGAAACCGAACAGUGCACUAAGGCAAAGAUGGAUUAUAUGACGCAAGUGAUGAGACUGGACGAAACACAAGCGUCCAAAUCGUCAGCAUUCAGCUAUUCAUUGGACGAGAUCAAAUUGCGUCACGUAUUCCUGGAUCGGCUGGGCCUGUUCAAGCCAAAGAAUCCCAAAGUCAGUGCGUUGCAGCCGAGUAAAAAUCCGAAAACGAGCAGCAUCUUUGACUGUACAGACCGGGAAUUCGCGACGAAAACGUGCGGCGUCACCGUUGAGGAAUUUGAAACGUUUCGAGAGUUGUACCAAAGGGAAAAGCAUAGACACGAAAAGAAUGUAGAUGAAGAACACGAAGAAUGAAUUCAAUAAAAGGUUGGAGGUGGCGUAGUGGUAACUCUG